GUGACGCACCGCCGCAUCCAGUCCUUCCCUCACAACCGCCAAGAUGUCACUGGUGGUUCCGGAAAAGUUUCAGCAUAUCCUGCGUUUGAUGAACACGAACAUCGAUGGCAGACGAAAGGUCAUGUUUGCCAUGACAGCCAUCAAGGGUGUUGGCAGACGUUAUUCCAAUAUAGUCUUGAAGAAGGCAGACAUUGAUCAGUCAAAACGUGCUGGAGAGAUGACAGAAGAAGAGGUCGAGAAGAUCGUAACAAUCAUGAGCAACCCUCGUCAGUACAAGAUUCCUGACUGGUUUCUUAACAGACAGAAGGAUAUCAAAGAUGGCAAAUACAGUCAAGUAAUGUCCAAUAACCUUGAGACCAAACUGCGUGAGGAUCUUGAGCGCAUGAAGAAAAUCCGUGCUCAUCGUGGUCUGCGUCAUUUCUGGGGUCUUCGUGUGAGAGGUCAGCACACGAAGACCACUGGCCGUCGUGGUCGCACCGUUGGUGUAUCAAAGAAGAAGUAAAAAAGAUUUAAUACUGGUA
Messenger RNA from Cherax quadricarinatus, 521 nucleotides. RefSeq names its product ribosomal protein S18 (gene RpS18). The record is from RefSeq and is a predicted model, not a curated record. Gene Ontology annotation, biological process: translation. Gene Ontology annotation, cellular component: cytosol; ribosome; small ribosomal subunit. NCBI's taxonomy places the organism in Eukaryota, Metazoa, Arthropoda, Malacostraca, Decapoda, Parastacidae. Gene Ontology annotation, molecular function: structural constituent of ribosome; RNA binding.